Messenger RNA from Moneuplotes crassus, 3389 nucleotides. Lineage: Eukaryota; Ciliophora; Spirotrichea; Euplotida; Euplotidae. The record is from the annotation of a GenBank genome assembly.
AUGGAAAAUUCAGACAUCGAAGUUUUAACUCAGAUCCUCACUGAAGCUCAAAGCAGCGAUAAUGCUGUCAGAAAAGAAGCUGAAAAGAAGCUCCUUGAGUCAAAGAAGACCCAACCAGAGAAUUAUUGUGUAUACCUUUUCAAUGUUCUCAUGAACAAGGAAAUGGCUCAAAAUGUUCGUGUUUUGACAGCAAUUCUCCUCAGAUCUGCAUUCUUGGCCACACAGAAACAUGACACCAACUGCUGGGGAAAGCUAUCAAAGGAGAACAGAGAGUUCAUCGAGAAGCAGAUAUUUGAAGUCAUUGCAGCUGAAGAAGACAAGAUUAUAAUCCCUCAUCUUGCCAACCUCUUGUCUGAAAUCAUUGGAAGCCUAUAUGAAAUCGAAGACCAAAUUAGGCUUACAGAGACACAUGAACUCUGUAAGAGGUUCAUUGAAUCUGGAGCCCAGACCCAGGUCUUAGCAGCCCUAAAUAUUUACAUUGGAAUCUUUGAGAAGCUAUUCAACGAGAUCAUUAGUGUUAAGGAUGACCUUAUCACCAUCUUUAACGUUACGAUGGCUAGCGAAGACACAGAAAUUUCUUUCAUGGGGCUUAAGACACUCUGUAAAUUAGUCAUCAUCCUUGAGAGACAACACUCUGAACACUUCAUACAUCUAGUAGAGAACAUGAUUAAAGUAACAAUGAACGCAUUUGAUAGAGACGAUGAAGACACUCUUGAGAAAUGACUGGUUGAAUUUAAAGCAGUGACUUCAGUAGAGCCAAGGUUCCUUGUUUCUUCAUUCAACGAAAUGUGAACUAGUUUUAAAAAGAUCAUGCAGAAAAAGGACUUUGAGAAAAAGACUAUCAGAAUCCUUCCUGUAGAACUCAUUUCGACUAUCAUUGUUAGACUCAAGACUGUUUUCCAAAACAAGCUCAAAAUAGUUGAAAAGGUAGUAGAAGUAUUCUACCAUGUCAUGAUAGACAUCGACGAAGAGCUUGACGAUGAGUGGAUCAACCCUGAUGAUGGAACUAGAAUAGAGGAGGAGGAAUUCAGUACAGACCCGGUCCAUGUUUGUUCAAAGUCUAUUGACAAUUUUAUCAGAGAACUUGGAGCAACUAAAAUGCUUCCUAUCGUCAAAUCUUUAAUUGAAGUUAGAGGCAAUCUCAGUGAAGUACAAGAUUGGAGAAUCAUCAAUGCAAAUCUGAUGAUUAUUGCUUGCUUAGGAGAAUACAUUGACAAUAUUUAUGAUGCUGAGCCAUUGGCACAACAAGCUAUCAAGAAUUAUUAUCAUGAGCAUCCCAAAGUAAGAUAUGCUGCCUUCCAUGUUAUUGGGCAAAUGAGUACAGAUCUUCAACCAGCAUUCCAGACUCACUUCGAGAAGCAUCUUCUCAACACAAUGGUGCAAAGCUUGGAUGAUAAAUUUCCAAGACUUCAAGCACAUGCAGCUGCUUCUUUAACCAACUUCCUUGAAGGCUGCACUGAUGAUAUUGUCGCCUCUCAUAUUGAGACAUUAGCAACAAAGCUUAUUCAAAUUAUCCAUGAAGGAAAUACCAUGUGCAAAGAGAAUGCAGUCACAUGUCUUGCAACAGUUGCUGAAGCAGCUGAAAGUUUAUACGAGCCCUAUUUCGAAGAGACAAUCAAGAGCCUAUCUCCAUUCCUUGUUGAAAAUUCUGGACUUCAAUACUACCAAUUCAAGGGACAAUUAAUUGAAAGUAUAGUGAUAAUCUGCGUUGCAGUUGGAAUAGAUAUCUUCAGACCCCACUCUGAAGACUUGAUCAGUAUUCUUCUAAAGAUUCAAAACAGUAUUUUUGAUGAGACAGGAGUCACUCAAACAAACACGACUAUUGAUAAAUCUUUCGAGCACCAUGUCUUACAGUCAUAUCUCUUGACUGCAUGGGAGAAGUUGUGCUACCUUAUGAAUGAAGAAUUUAUUCCGUAUCUAGAUCAGAUCGUUCCAACUCUCCUGAAAAUUGCAAGUCUCAAUUCUGAGUUUAAAACUGCUGAGGAGGAAAACCUCUUCACUGACCAAACAGAGGACAACAACAUAGUUUCCUCAGAGAUUGAUGAGAAGAACUCAGCACUUCAGAUGAUUGAAGCUUUUGUGAGAGAACUUAAGUCAGGCUUUGCUGCUUAUGUUGAGCCUGUGAGUCAGAUCCUCAUCCCAAUGCUUACGUUCAAACAGAGUGAGACCAUUCGUUCAUCCUCCGCAAGCUGUAUUCAUGGCCUCAUGGUCAGUGUCAUUGAAGGGUGCCCAGAUGACAGAGACCUCCAAGUUAGAGUUGCUGAGAAAUAUCUUGAUGAACUCUGGAGUGCCUCUAAAAUUGAAAAUGAAACCGAAGUUCUUGGAGUUCAGUGCCAAGCAAUCAGAGAUGUUAUUAAAGAGAUGAAGAGUCCUUUCAUGAGCGAAGAAGUUGUCAAUGCUAUGUGCAAGAAGUGUAUCGAAAUGCUCAAAAAUUCAGACAAAAGGAAGCUUAUCAAUGAAGAUUACUCAAAAGAUAACAUCCAAAGCCAGGGUGAAAACAUUGACCAUGAAGAUUUUGAGCUUAUGAAGAUGGAGAAUUACAAUGAAGACGAGUUCCAGAUUGCCAUUUCUGAGAUUUUUGGAAGCCUCUUCAAAACACAUAAAGAAUACUGUGGAGCACUCUGCAAGACUCUUUUUGAUGACAUUCUCCCUGAAUAUCUUAACGAAUCUGGCCCAGAUAUUAAAAAGAGGUUUUCUCUUUACAUUAUGGUAGAUAUGAUUGAGCAUUUGGGGUAUGACUACAUUAAAGAUCAGUUCGAUUCUCUAAUUGAGUUCCUCAUCCAAUACUCCAGCAGUGAGGUGACAGUUCUUAGACAAUCUGCUCUCUUUGGCCUCGGAAUGGCUGCUGUAUGGUGAAAAGAAGGCUUCACUUCAUUUGUUGAAAAAGCAGUAGAACUAUGAAAAAUCGCCUGUGACAUCCCACAAGGUGAUCAAGAUAAGGAAGAAUACCUUCAUUGUAGAGAUAACGCAGUUAGCUCCCUUGGAAAAAUUAUUCAGAACUAUGCUGAAGGAGAUAACAUGGACGAACUAAUGGUAUUCUGGAUCGAAAGAAUGCCGAUCAAGCUUGAUCUAGAAGAAAGUAAAGAAAUGAACCAGCUGCUCUUAGAACUUCUCAAGAACAAGCUUGAUCUCAUUCUCGGAGCUGAUCUUAGCAGAUUACAGCCGGUGGUAGAUAUGAUUGGAGAGCAAUUGCACUCUCUUUACAUGAGGAAAGAGACCAUUAAAGGAUUUGGUGUUCUUCUCAAUGAUCUGCAAUCAAUUCCAACAAUUAACGAGGUAUUCGAGGAAAUCUCAAACGAUAUUGCAAAAUCAAGAAUCAGGAAAGCAAUUCAAGAAGCAAAGCAGCCAUAAGUCUAGCAAUUUAAUAAAUAAUCUACCGUCAAUUAGAC